Fusarium fujikuroi IMI 58289 is the source of this 405-nucleotide messenger RNA. RefSeq lists its product as uncharacterized. Lineage: Eukaryota; Fungi; Ascomycota; Sordariomycetes; Hypocreales; Nectriaceae. The record is from RefSeq and is a predicted model, not a curated record. The coding region runs from base 1 to 405 and encodes 134 amino acids. The transcript has a single exon.
AUGGGAAUGCCAUAUUCAAAACAAGUCCACGCGGCGUUCGAUCAAGUCACGCCGCUCGUGGCCGCUGGAUUCGAAGUUCUCCGCACGACCAAGAACAUUGCAGUCUUUCUUGCCUUCCUCCAAGUAUUCGUAGCCCUCAUAUUGACUCUCACGCUACUAGCGAUCCUGGCGGUUAUAUACUCUGUCAAUCCAGACUUGGAAGAAGAACGUCGUGCGCUCGUUACACCGUGCAUGCAAUGGAUAGCGAGUUGGGUGAUGGAGUAUGGAUCUUUAACGGCGUGGAUUUUAAAGCUCCUUCUAGUUCUCGGUACUGCUGGGCUGGGAAUAGUUCUCUGGCAAGGGUCUACGACCGAGGUUAUUCCGGAGGUUGAAGGCGAGGAAGACGCUCCCGAGGAUGUUGAGUGA